Molecule: messenger RNA, 420 nt
Organism: Echinostoma caproni
Lineage: Eukaryota; Metazoa; Platyhelminthes; Trematoda; Plagiorchiida; Echinostomatidae
Source: the annotation of a GenBank genome assembly
AUGUUGGUGGCCGAAUGUAUCACAUGUCUUCUACUGCCGUUUGUUUGGCCUCAUGUCUACGCGCCAAUUUUGCCGCUUAGUCUAGCUCAUUUUGUCGACGCACCAGUGCCCUAUAUCAUGGGGAUCAGAUAUAGCAGUUCGGACACUUCACCCCAUCCAUCCCACACAGUGUUUUCUCCCGAACUCAGUCCGAAUGAACACCGUUUGGACGAGCCGUCCACGAUGCGAGGCUCGAAAUUAGAUGAGAUUCGUCCUCAUGCUGUUGAAUUGGCCAGCGAGGCCAACGUGUGCUACGUAUAUAUCGAUGAAGGACGUGUGAUCGCGGCUGAUGAGGUACCUCAGUUUCCGAAUUCCGAUUAUGUGAAAGAAGCACUUUAUCAGAUUAUACGGAUCGCUUCCUCGUUGACAUCUGGUAAGUAA